This is a messenger RNA of Triticum aestivum (bread wheat), 369 nucleotides long. RefSeq names its product basic blue protein-like. Gene Ontology annotation, cellular component: plasma membrane. The transcript is spliced from 3 exons. NCBI's taxonomy places the organism in Eukaryota, Viridiplantae, Streptophyta, Magnoliopsida, Poales, Poaceae. Bases 1 to 369 code for a protein of 122 amino acids. Gene Ontology annotation, molecular function: electron transfer activity. The record is from RefSeq and is a predicted model, not a curated record.
AUGGCACGGGGAACCAUGGUACCCACCCUUUUGGUGCUGCUUCUGGCUGUUUGGUGUGCAACCACCAUCGUCCAGGGAAAGGAGUGGACCGUUGGUGACAAUAAGGGAUGGAGCUUCGGCGUCUCCGGAUGGGAGAGCGGCAAGCACAUCCAGUCCGGCGACGUGCUCGUUUUCAAGUACAACCCGAGUAUGCACAACGUGGUGCAGGUGGGAGAAGGCGACUACAACUCAUGCAGGGUCUCGGGCCCGUCAAGGACCUACACCUCCGGCAAUGACCACAUCCAGCUUGCCCGCGGAGGCAAAGCGUUCUUCAUCUGCAGCCUUCCGGGUCACUGCCAGCAAGGCAUGAAGAUCGAUGUCACUGCUUAA